CAUGGGGCCCCUCAAGGCGAGCGCCAAGGAGCACAAAAUGCAGGACAAGGAGAUCUGCCGCAGCCGUAUUCCCCGCCUGGUCCUCCGGCCUCACCUUUCCCAGCAGCACCCGUACCACCAGAAAGUGUCCCCGGCAUCUGAGUCGCCCUUCUCGGAGGAGGAGAGCCGAGAGUUCAACCCCCUGAGCUCUUCUGGAGGCUCAGCAAGGACCAUCAGCAGCAACAGCUUUUGCUCAGAUGACACAGGUUGCCCCAGCAGCCAGUCGGUAUCUCCAGUGAAGACUCCUCCUGAUACUGGACACAGCCCGGUCAGUUUUUGUACUGGCAGUGAUGGAGAUCACACGAGGAAGAAAUUUAAUUCGGGAACAAUGGGGGACGGAAUGCAACAGUCAGCUCGACAUAAGAAGGAAACAAAGACCAGCCUCGUGAAGCCGGGAAGCGAAGCUGACUUUAGCUCAUCGAGCAGCACGGGCAGCAUUUCAGCUCCUGAAGUCCAUAUGUCAGUGGCUGGGAGCAAAAGAUCGUCGUUUUCUCGGAAUCGAGGGCCUCACGGACGGAAUAGCGGAUCUUUGUCCUAUAAGACUGGCUCCAGUCCUCCAGCAUCCCGUGAGAAGGACUUCCUGUCGAUGCUGUGCAAAAACCAGCGGUCUGCACGAUACACCUCUUGUGGCGAGAACCACGGCAUUAAACCACCGAGUCCAGAACAGUAUCUGACUCCCCUGCAGCAAAAGGAAGUGACAGUGAGGCAUCUGAAGACAAAACUGAAGGAGUCUGAGAGCAGGCUUCAAGAAAGAGAAACAGAAAUCAAGGAGCUGAAAUCUCAACUGGCACGCAUGCGAGAAGACUGGAUCGAAGAAGAGUGUCAUCGCGUGGAAGCUCAGCUCGCCUUGAAAGAAGCGAGGAAAGAGAUCAAACAGCUCAAGCAGGUCAUUGAAACCAUGAAGAACAGCUUGGCUGAAAAAGACAAAGGGAUUCAGAAGUAUUUUGUGGAUAUCAACAUCCAGAAUAAGAAACUGGAAUCCUUACUCCAAAGCAUGGAAAUAGCACAGAACUGUUCUUUUAGCGAGGAAAUAAAUCUAAAGUACGAGUGUGGGUCACCCGAUAAGUCCUUGGCUACGAGUACAGCCUAUUCCAAAAUGGCAGACAGUCUACUUGUGGAGGACCAGUCUAUGGAGGAUCUGGCGGAUAGCGGCGUGCUGCUUAGCGACGAUGUGGCUAACGGGAAUGACAUCUUCGAAGAGACAAUGGUUGCUACCACACCUGAGCUUGGGCAUCAGGACGUCUUUCCGUCCCCUGCCUUAACCCAUCUGGAUCCUUUGUCAAACCUACCAAGCUCCACAGAAGAGGAUGACAACGGCAACCGCCACGUGGCAACGGAACAGGCAGUUCAGGCGGAUGUCUUGUUGUAUAGCUCAGGCUUGGAACAGCUGAUCCAGAACCUGUUCAAGGCCCAAGAUGGUCGUCCCAUCAGCCCGUCUCCAGCUUUAAGAGAAUCGGACGGGUCUUGUCCCGAAAGCUUCACGGACUCGCUUGUGGACUUGACCCCGUGCGAUCCAAAUUCUGCGAUCCUUUUGUCUCCCAUGGAGUCGGUGCAUGGCGCCGUAGAUUCUAGGUGUUAUGAAAACCGGGUCAUGAAGGAACUGGACUUCACAGACUGUCCGACUGAAAUGUUCGGGAGUGUCGUGCAGUUGUCUGAGGGAAAGGCCAUGAAGAGAUACUGGAGCAGCAACCUCCUCGUUGAUCUUAUGGCUGUUGCCGCCCCCAUUGUGCCGACGGCAAUUUUGAUGCUCAGUACUCAGAAAGGAGGGAUUAAUCCAGUCUACAACAUUGGAGUGUUGCUUCGUGGCUGCUGUCUGGUAGCUCUGCAUUCCCUUCGCCGUAACUUCCACCCCUAG
This is a messenger RNA of Euleptes europaea (tarantolino), 1894 nucleotides long. RefSeq names its product syntabulin (gene SYBU). Gene Ontology annotation, biological process: synapse maturation; axonal transport of mitochondrion. The record is from RefSeq and is a predicted model, not a curated record. Gene Ontology annotation, cellular component: vesicle; cytoplasmic microtubule. The coding region runs from base 2 to 1894 and encodes 630 amino acids. Lineage: Eukaryota; Metazoa; Chordata; Lepidosauria; Squamata; Sphaerodactylidae. The transcript has 7 exons.